Messenger RNA from Dioscorea cayenensis subsp. rotundata (Guinea yam), 2307 nucleotides. RefSeq names its product zinc finger MYM-type protein 1-like. NCBI's taxonomy places the organism in Eukaryota, Viridiplantae, Streptophyta, Magnoliopsida, Dioscoreales, Dioscoreaceae. Gene Ontology annotation, molecular function: protein dimerization activity. The record is from RefSeq and is a predicted model, not a curated record. Bases 1 to 2307 code for a protein of 768 amino acids. The transcript has 2 exons.
AUGGAUAAAUUUUUAAUUAAACGACCACGAAGUGGAGAGUCAUCUAAUGCUUGCAAAGCACCAUUAGGCUCUGAAUCAAGUGAGAAGAAUGCUCAUGCUAAUUUUGAUCUAGAUGACAUUAUUAGUGACCCGGGACUGCGAAAGCCGAUUGAAGAUUUUGAUAUCAGGAUUAGAGAUCAAGUUAGAAGGAAAUAUUUGACUAGAGGCCCUUGUCAACCAGCUGGGCACAAUUUUCCACAGAAAGAGUAUGGCAAACAAAGGAGGAGCUUUCGGGAUGCUUGGUUUAAACAACAUCCAUGGUUGGAGUAUAGUGUGACCAAAGAUGCAGUGUUUUGUUUUUGGUGUUAUCUUUUCAAGCCAAACAGAGUAAGUCAAAUAGGAGAAGAUGCAUUCACCAAGACGGGGUUCAAUAAUUGGAAAAAAGCAUUAGAAAAAUUUAUAGAACAUGUUGGUGCUGUGAACAGUGCACAUAACGAUGCUAGAGUACAAUUUCAAAGCUUCCAAAAUCAAAGGCAGAGUGUAUCGCACCAAUUAGCAGCACAUUCACAUGAGAUGGAGGUUGCAUACCGUAUUCGUUUAACUGCGAUUUUGGAUGUGACACGUUUUCUUUUGAAGCAAGGCCUAGCUUUCCGUGGACAUGACGAGUCCUCGAGCUCAUUGAACAAGGGUAAUUUUCUUGAGUUGCUUGAGUGGUAUAGCCUACGAAAUGAAGAAGUUUGGAGGACUGUUAAUCAAAACGCCACUGGAAAUAAUCAAAUGACUUCACCAAAGGUUCAGAAGGAGUUAGCAAAUGCUUGUGCAGCGGAGAUUACACGUGUUAUUGUUGAUGAUAUUGGGGAUAAUUAUUUUUCCCUUUUGAUUGAUGAAGCUCGGGAUAUCUCAGUGAAAGAGCAAAUGGGAGUUAUUCUACGAUAUGUAAAUAAAGAUGGAUAUGUGAUAGAGCGAUUCCUUGCUAUGGUUCAUGUGCCUGACACUUCUGCCAUUUCUUUGAAGAAUGCUGUUGAUUGUUUAUUUUCUAAACAUAAGUUGUCUCUUUCAAGACUAAGAGGGCAAGGAUAUGAUGGAGCAUCCAAUAUGCGAGGUGAAUUCAAUGGUUUGAAGGCACUUAUCCUAAAAGAAAAUCUAUAUGCAAGAUAUGUCCAUUGUUUUGCUCACCAACUUCAAUUAGUGAUUGUUGUUAUUGCUAAAGAUAAUAGGAUUGUGAGUGAUUUUUUUCAAUAUGUUACUAUGAUUGUUAAUGUGACCCGAGCAUCGUGCAAAAGGAAAGACCAACUUCGGCAACAUCAUCAUGAUAGGUUGGUUGAGCAGUUAGAGAAAGAAGAGAUAGUCAGUGGCAGAGGAAAAAACCAAGAAUCCAGCUUAGCACGACCAGGGGAUACUCGUUGGGGAUCACAUUACACUACAAUUCUUCGACUAAUCUCUAUGUGGACUUCAGUGUUAGAGGUACUCCAAAAUGUGCAUGAUGAUGGUGCUUCUAAUGAUAAUAGAGGUAUCGCGGCAAGUUUAAUUGAAAAAAUGGAGAAUUAUCAGUUUAUAUUCAUAAUGUAUUUGAUGAGCCAUUUGUUAAGGAUAACAAAUGAAUUAUCACUUGCCUUACAACAAAAGGAUCAGAAUAUUGUUCAAGCCAUGCGUUUGAUUGAGGCUGUGAAAGCUCGGCUUCAAGGCUUAAGGGAGACUAGAUGGGAGGAAUUUAUGGAGGAGGUUAUUGAUUUGAUUGCACAAGAAAUACAAAACCAUUUUCCAGAAGCUAGCACAGAGUUACUUCUUCUCAUGUCAUACCAUGAUCCAAGGGACUCGUUCUCCAAAUUUAACAUCCAGAAGCUACUUCGCCUUGCAGAGCUUAAUCCCGAAGAUUUUUCAAUGACUGAAUGCAUGAUGCUUGAGGAUCAACUUGCCACCUUCAUUUACGAUGUGCAGCAUGAUGAAGAUUUUACAAAUAUUAGGGACUUGGGAGAUUUUGCUAGGAAGAUGGUUGAGACAGAAAAAUGUUUUAUUUUCCCGCUUGUUUAUCGCCUUCUUGAGUUAGCAUUGGUUUUGCCAGUUGCGACAGCUAGUGUUGAGAGGGUGUUUUCGGCAAUGAAUAUUGUGAAAACUGACUUUCGGAACAAAAUGGGAGAUGAAUGGAUGAACGAUAGUCUAGUUGUCUAUAUUGAGCGGGAGGUUUUUGGAAAUAUUGAUAAUGAAACAAUUCUACAACGUUUUCAGAAAAUGCAAACUCGUCGAAUGCAGUUACCUCCUCUUAAUCGCAUGCCUCGCGUGUUCAACACUAGAACUGGUGUCGGUUCUAUUUCAAGUGUCCCUAGAUAA